AUGGCGGCGGCGGCCGGGAGCGGGGCUGAGGCGGCGGCGGCCAGGCUGGAGGGGGCGGAGGAAGAGGAGGAGACGGCGGCCGCGGCGGAGGAUGAGGAGGACGGGGAGGAAGAGGGCAACGGGGCUGGCAAGGCAGCGGGCACGGCAGCAGCAGCCGCCGGCGGCGAUGGCGAGAGCGAGGAGGAGGAGGAGCAGGAGCAGGAGGAUGUGUUCGAGGUGGAGAAGAUCCUUGACGUGAAGACCGAGGGGGGUAAAAUUCUCUACAAAGUACGGUGGAAAGGAUAUACCUCUGAUGAUGAUACCUGGGAACCAGAGGUUCAUUUGGAAGACUGCAAAGAAGUGCUGCUUGAAUUCAGAAAAAAAAUUGUGGACAAUAAGCCUAAACCUGUUAAAAAAGACAUACAGAAACUAUCUCUAAAUGAUGAUGUAUUUGAAGCAGAAUCUGACAGUGACUGGCAAAGUGAAACAAAAGAUGAUGUUUCACCAAAGAAGAAGAGGAAGAAGUCAAAAGAUGGAGAGGAUAGAAGUCCAGAUGAUCUGAAGAAGAAAAAGUCUAAGUCUGCAAAACUCAGAGAAAAACCCAGAACAGAAUGUGAAAAUUCCUCAGAUACUUUGGUUUUAGAUUCAAAACCAAAAAAAAGGACUUCAGAAACCAAGGAGGAUUCAAAGGACCCAAAGAAGCAAAGGAAAGAAGAUACUAAAGAAAUCAAGAAAAAGAAGGGAGAAGUUAAAGAUUUAAAAAUAAAAUCUAAAGAAGAUUUUAAAGAAAACAAAAAAUCACGGAAGGAGAAGCAUGGAGAUGUUCAGUUUGACUCAGAAUCAAGUACUCUAGAUGAUGUAUUUUCUCAAGGAACUGAUAAUGAAAAUUCAGACUUAAAUUCUGAAAAUAAAGAUGAGAAGCAAAAGAUAGUAAGUGGAGAAGAGAGAUUGGAACAAGAAACUGCUGAAAAAGAUUCCAUUACUGAUAGGCAUCUUGAUGGAUCAGCAAGUAAUGAAGAUGAUAGUAUUGAUGUUAAGGUUAAACGAAAGAAGAAAAAAAUUCAGAAAGCUGACGAUUAUAAAGAGGAAGGUAGAAAAGUGGAAACUCAAGAUACCUAUUUAGAGAAGAAAAGCAUGCACAAAAAGCAAAAAGGUCAAGAAAAAGUAAAAAUGGUACCAGGAGAGUUGGAGAAAGUGUCACCUGCUCCUUCACCAGUGCAGAAGGGUUUGAAAUUGAGCGCUGAUGAAAGAGGGCUCAAGUCCACUGAUUCAGCUGGGGAGGAGAAAGAAGUAAAGAAAACUGAAACAAAAGAAAAAUCUCAAAAAAAAGAGUCUGAAAAAGAAGAAAAGAGCAGAAAAGAACAAAAGGGCCUAAAAAAUGGCAAGCAACAAGUCUUGAGUUUGGGUAUGGACAUGCAGUUAGAAUGGCUAACACUAGAAGACUUUCAGAAGCAUCUUGAUGGAGAAGAUGAGAAUCAUGUGUCAACAGAACCGAUAUCAAGUACUCUCCUGAGGGAUGCUGUUAAAAGUGGAGAUUAUAUGACAGUAAAGAUGGCACUUUCUUCAAACGAGGAAUAUAAUCUAGAUCAAGAGGACUCAAGUGGAAUGACCCUAGUAAUGCUUGCUGCUGCUGGUGGGCACGAUGACCUUCUCCGAGUCCUAAUCAGGAAAGGAGCUAAAGUUAAUGGUAGACAGAAAAAUGGAACAACUGCAUUGAUACACGCAGCUGAAAAGAAUUUUUUAACAACAGUAGCUAUUCUUCUGGAAGCUGGGGCAUAUGUGAACAUGCAGCAGAGCAGUGGUGAAACUGCUUUAAUGAAGGCUUGUAAAAGAGGGAAUUCUGAUAUAGUGCGGCUUAUGAUUGAAAGCGGAGCAGACUGUAAUAUUUUGUCAAAGCAUCAGAACAGCGCGCUGCAUUUUGCUAAACAAUGUAAUAAUGUACUGGUGUAUGAGCAGCUCAAGAGUCAUUUGGAAACGCUCUCAAGAGUAGCAGAAGAUACCAUCAGGGAUUAUUUUGAAGCUCGUCUUGCUUUGCUGGAGCCAGUCUUUCCAAUUGCCUGUCAUCGUCUCUGUGAAGGGCCAGACUUUUCUACGGAUUUUAACUAUAAACCCCCACAAAAUGUGCCAGAAGGAUCUGGAAUUCUUCUCUUUGUUUUCCAUUCAAAUUUCUUUGGUAAAGAAGUCGUUGCUCGGCUCUGUGGACCAUGCAGUGUACAAGCUGUGGUUUUAAACGACAAAUUCCAGCUCCCUGUAUUUUUGGAUAGUCACUUUAUUUAUUCCUUCAGCCCUACUGCAGGCCUUAACAAGCUUUUUAUACGGUUGGCAGAAGCUCCUACUGCCAAGGUAAAGCUGCUAAUAGGAGCAUACAGAGUGCAGUUGCAGUGACCUCACAGCUGCGAGCAUGUCGAGUGGACUGACACUUUUUUGGAUAUACUUCUGAUUCCUCUGUUUGUUUAGAGACUGACAAAGCAGUUUGGAACUUUUUGGCACCACACUCUUAAGACUAAGUUCCCAUCUCGCUGUCACUCGUUGGCAGUCACGUAGGAAGCGUGUGUUGGAGAGCAGUUGAAUACGCUGCACUGGUGGGACAGGGUUGUCAACUUUUUUUACUUUGUACAGAUGUAGAUGUAAGUAUUUGUGCCAAUACAUAUAAUUCUGUUUUUCUUUAA
Molecule: messenger RNA, 2648 nt
Organism: Gymnogyps californianus (California condor)
Lineage: Eukaryota; Metazoa; Chordata; Aves; Accipitriformes; Cathartidae
Gene: MPHOSPH8
Product: M-phase phosphoprotein 8
Exons: 13
Coding region: 1-2364 (787 amino acids)
Cellular component (GO): nucleus; cytoplasm
Molecular function (GO): protein binding
Source: RefSeq, a predicted model, not a curated record